Molecule: messenger RNA, 1230 nt
Organism: Suillus subalutaceus
Lineage: Eukaryota; Fungi; Basidiomycota; Agaricomycetes; Boletales; Suillaceae
Product: P-loop containing nucleoside triphosphate hydrolase protein
Exons: 7
Coding region: 71-1114 (347 amino acids)
Molecular function (GO): GTP binding
Source: RefSeq, a predicted model, not a curated record
UGGAGUCGUCCCGGAGGCUGAACCUGUAUGGCCGAAUUUUAAGAGUGAUGUAUAUUCUUUUGGUGGUGUCAUGUUCUUUAUCAUCUCGGGGGACAUACCAUGGAAAGAGAAGAAAAACUCAACUCAAAUCAUCGUUGAGCUAUCGAAAAGCGCAACUCCUGCUCGCCCCAACAACAUUCUUGAUGACCACUGGAAUUUGAUUCAAAAAUGCUGGUCUUGGGACCCAGAUCAUCGCCCGUUGGCUACGGAAGUCAUUGGAUACCUUGCAACGAAAACCACCCCAUUUUGGGGAGGGCCGAAAUGCCUGAAAGGUCCCACUAUCCCGACCAUACUUCCUGAAAUGGCUGAAAGAACUAUCCUCCCUCCUAAAAUGGCUACAAGGACCAAGCGUGGCAUCACUUCAACGAGUUCCAAUACCCCUACACUACUACGUCCUAGCAGGCUAGGUCUCACUAAAAACAUUGUCAUUUUUGGAGAGAGUGGCGUCGGGAAAAGCUCUAUCAUCAACCUCCUCGCAGGGUACCGGGUUGCUAGGACCUCUCCGGACAACGGACAUUGUACAUUGCGCUAUGAAGCGUAUAAUGUCACCAUCAGGGGCGUGCCGUACCGCAUCCAUGAUUUUCCCGGGAUUGACGGCAAUCGCAUGGACCCUAGCGGAUUUCUCGACGUCUUGAGGGUUAACGGAGGAGUCCAUCUGCUGCUGUACUGCAUCAAGGCAGGCAAGAUACCACCGACGUUCGUCACCAACUACAGGCUAUUCUAUGAAUUUUUCUUCGAGGAGAAGAUACCAGUUGCGCUCAUCGUUACUCACCUGGAGAGGGAGGACCCCAUGGAUGACUGGUACACGCGAAACAAGGGAUCGUUUGACCGCCAUGCAGUCAUGUUUAAGAAAUACGACGCAUCCAAAAAGGAAGUGAGUGACUUGAUCACACGAAAUGAAGAUACGGUAGUGGACUGGAAUGGAGGAGAUAGGUGGCUUGCCCGGUUCAUUGGAAAGUUGAAAGACCUCUUAACGGGACGUCCAAGCAAGUCAGACAUUUUUGGGGUCCUCACGAAGCGCUGCGGAAUGGAGGUUAACCUAGCAAAAGACGUGAUCCAAAAACUUAAUAGAUGACGUGAGUUUACUCGUUACGAUAGCUGGACACAGAGGCUGUUUCAUUAUGAUUGGUUAUCACCAUGUAAUACGACUGUAGGCGGGGACUAGAAUAUUCAGUUCUGCUAUUCUUCCUA